Molecule: messenger RNA, 2072 nt
Organism: Pieris rapae (cabbage white)
Lineage: Eukaryota; Metazoa; Arthropoda; Insecta; Lepidoptera; Pieridae
Gene: Sar1
Product: GTP-binding protein SAR1b
Exons: 5
Coding region: 189-770 (193 amino acids)
Biological process (GO): endoplasmic reticulum to Golgi vesicle-mediated transport; vesicle organization; intracellular protein transport
Cellular component (GO): COPII vesicle coat; endoplasmic reticulum exit site
Molecular function (GO): GTP binding; GTPase activity
Source: RefSeq, a predicted model, not a curated record
UGUCCAUGGUUUCCAUGGAGUUACGUCAAAUUUGCCAAGUUCCAACUUCCAAGUUAAUAAAUUUAUCUCUGUCCUAAAUUAAGAAUAUUUUACAAUUUUUAACAAAAGAUAUUGCAUUAAAGAUUGCAUUAUUAAACUGUUUAAAGUUUAGUAUUAAUAACCAUAGUUAAAUUGUUUAAAUUGUCAUAAUGUUUAUCUGGGAUUGGUUCACUGGUGUUCUUGGAUUCUUGGGUCUCUAUAAGAAAUCUGGCAAGCUCCUGUUUCUGGGGCUAGAUAAUGCAGGCAAAACCACUUUGCUGCAUAUGUUAAAAGACGAUAGACUAGCCCAGCAUGUGCCUACAUUACAUCCAACAUCAGAAGAGCUAUCAAUAGGCAACAUGAGAUUUACGACUUUUGACCUGGGUGGCCAUGAACAAGCGAGGCGCGUAUGGCGGGAUUAUUUCCCUGCAGUAGAUGCUAUUGUGUUCCUAAUUGAUGUUUGUGACACUCAGCGUUUUAAGGAAUCAAAAGACGAAUUAGACUCUCUUCUCACCGACGAAACCCUCAGCAACUGUCCCAUAUUAAUCCUUGGCAAUAAAAUAGAUAAACAUGGAGCUGCCAGUGAAGAUGAACUAAGACAGUUCUUCAAGUUAUAUCAGUUGACUACUGGAAAGGGCAAAGUACCAAGAGCAGAGCUAGCAGGCCGUCCCCUAGAGCUUUUCAUGUGCUCAGUUCUGAAGCGCCAGGGCUAUGGUGAAGGCUUCCGUUGGCUUGCACAGUACAUUGACUGAACACACCGCCCAUGAGCGCUCGUUCACCUCGCCCCCUAUGCCCAUAUGGGCGCUCACAUCGGACCUUUAAUUCAUACUUUUUGUUUUAAUAAGCAAUAGUUACAUUAAACAUUCAAUAAUUUAAAGUUAGGACAAUUUUCUCAUCAAUUAAAAGUUUUAGUAUUGGUGUUUAGUUGCGGUUGGUAAAUUUAUUUCUAUCACGAAAGUAACAUAAUUUUUAAUCUAAUAUGUGGUAUAUUGUUUACUAUUUCUGUAUUUUAUAAUUAUAAUAUUGUUUUAAGAUUAGCCAAUUUAAAUAGGGGUUAAUAGUCACACGAAAUCUAUGAAGACCUAUAUGUUAUUGACAUCAAAUACAAAUUUUCAGUUCUUGUAUAUAUAUUCCUUGAGAUUUAAUUUAAAAUUACCAUAAAAAAAAUACACGACAUAAUGGGUUCAACAGACUUAAAAGUGCAAAGGUUUUGUUACUAAGAUAAUGAAUGAACAUUACAUUUUGUUUAAAAAUAGUUUGAUAUGGCAAGUAUCAAAUUUAUCCAGAAAUCGCCAGCCUUUACAACUUCAGUGUAAAUUUUAAAUUGACUCAAAUGUAGUGUAAAAGUGAGCGAGUGGACUUUAAAGCGGUUGGACUCUGUCCUAUUGAAGCUUUUAGAUAAAUUUCUUUCUUAUUUCUGGAUUUAAGUCACGCGCGUGUACUGUGAGAUUCAGUUAAUUUAACCGCAUGACAUAAAUGCAGAAACCUACUUAUUCAGUGGAUUUUUCCUGGUUUUUGAAACCAUUCUAAUAAGUAUGGUGCAAUUUUGCUUUUGUGUAUAGUACCUAAGUAUUGUCUGGCCUUUUAUUUAUUAUUUGAUACAGUUUAAUAUGUAUUAUCAGUCUCAUUCCAUUUGAGUGACACCUAUCAUGAAACAUUCUUUGUUGUUUACAGUGAUUAUUUUUGUAAUAUCAGUAUAAUUUUCAAUGGAACGGCUGGUCUGUAUGUUGUACUUUUCUCUCUACCGUUAGACACGUUAAGAACGAAGCGCAACAGUAUAUACUAAUGAAUAUUCUACGAGAACUUAGUGUUACCAUCACAUGAAGAUAUUGAUGAGUUCAAAGGAUAGUUUUAAGUAGGAUAGUCAUGGAUUUGGUAUUUUCAGAAUCGAUUUUAAAAUUCUGAUAUGGCUUUAGUAAUUAGGACGGGCCGUUUCCAACAGUUUGUUGCGAUCAACAACUGGUGUUCCAGAUUUACUUAGGAUUGUUCUUCGGUAUAUUAUUUUUGCAUUAUAAGUUCAAAAAAUGUUUGUAAUAAAAUUUUUAUCAAACAAA